Morus notabilis is the source of this 1691-nucleotide messenger RNA. Its product is annotated as isoprenylcysteine alpha-carbonyl methylesterase ICME. The coding region runs from base 104 to 1657 and encodes 517 amino acids. The record is from RefSeq and is a predicted model, not a curated record. The transcript is spliced from 11 exons. Lineage: Eukaryota; Viridiplantae; Streptophyta; Magnoliopsida; Rosales; Moraceae.
GUUUAAUCAACACAACAACAAGAACAAAGGUGUUCUGUUCUCUUGACAAUAAUAGUAUAUACAUAUACACACACGCAGAUAUAUAAAAUAUAUUAUCCAAUCCAUGAAUCUGGAAUUUCCAUUUUCAUGUGAGCUCCGCCGAAUAUCCAACGGUUUCCUUCGAUACCCAACAAACCGAAAUAGCAUAAAACAGUUGUUCUUACGCACACAGCUGAAUCUGGCCAAGAUUUUGCAUACCAAAUCCUUUCUGUCUCCCUCUACAAAAAUGCCGUCCCAACAAAUUCUGCCCAUAACCCAUCACGACAUUCGUAAUCACCACCACUCUUCUUCUUCUUCGAGCGACGAAAUGUGUUGCAUCAAGAUUGAAAACGACGACCCAAUUCUGAUUUCGCCGUCGUUUGAGGACGACAAGGCCAUGCCGAUCAGGCCCCUUCUUACCAGGGCGUCGAGUUAUUCGAGCGCUACUACUACUACGACGACGGCGAACAAGUAUUACCAGCAGAGACGACGGCGGAUCGCCAGCGAGGACUCUUUGUUGCCUUUAUCGGGCGGCGAACGACACCGAUCUUUAGGCCGGGGUGUCGAACACGCCGCCGCGCAGACGUUCUUGCUUACACGAUUGAGUUUGAAGCUUUUGAGAUACCUUGGUGUAGGCUACAAAUGGAUUACACGAUUUCUUGCCCUUGGUUGUUAUGCAUUGUGUCUUGUGCCAGGUUUUUUUCAAGUUGGCUAUUACUAUUUCUUCUCCAGUCAUAUCCGCAGAGGUGUUGUUUAUGGUGAUAAGCCUAGAAAUAGGUUGGAUCUGUAUCUACCCAAAAAUAGUGAUGGGCCAAAACCAGUCAUUGCAUUUGUCACUGGUGGCGCCUGGAUAAUUGGCUAUAAAGCAUGGGGGUCUCUUUUAGGACAACAGUUAUCGGAAAGAGACAUUAUUGUUGCCUGCAUUGAUUACCGAAAUUUCCCACAGGCAACUAUAGGUGAUAUGGUAGAAGAUGCUUCUCAAGGUAUCUCGUUUGUUGUCAAUCAUAUUGCUGAAUAUGGAGGGGAUCCUAAUAGGAUUUAUCUAAUGGGACAAUCAGCUGGUGCACAUAUCGCCGCUUGUGCUCUCCUGGAACAGGCAAUCAAGGAGGCUGGUGAAGGAGUUAGCAUUUCUUGGAGUGUCUCCCAGAUAAAGGCAUACUUCGGUUUAUCUGGAGGGUAUAACCUGUUGCAGUUGACAGAUUACUUUCAUAGUCGAGGUCUCUACCGCUCACUCUUUCUAAGAAUAAUGGAAGGUGAACAAUCCCUACGAAGAUUUUCUCCAGAAGUGAUGGUACAGGACCCAAACAUUAAGAAUGCAGUUUCUUUGCUGCCUCCUAUUGUUUUGUUUCAUGGAACAGCUGACUAUUCCAUACCAUCAGAUUCCAGCAAGAAUUUUGCAGAAACUCUUCAGAGACUGGGAGUCAAAGCUGAAGCAGUUUUGUAUGACGACAAGACUCAUACAGAUUUGUUUCUUCAGGAUCCAAUGAGAGGUGGUAAUGAUCAAAUGUUUGAAGAUUUGUUAAACAUCAUUCAUGCUGACGACCCAGAUGCACUUGCUAAAGAUGCGGCGGCUCCUCCAAGAAAACGCCUCGUACCUGAAUGCAUGUUGAGAUUAGCUCGCAGAGUCAGCCCAUUCUGACCAAUUUUUUCAUAUAUUGAUUUAUAUCGCAGUU